UCUUCUGAAGAAUUUAUCAGUUUACCCAUGUUUUUCUGGGUUCAUCUUUCAGAUUUCAGUAUUAUUGUGAGGUGGGACGCCAGCCACCAAUUAUCAAAUUGGUUUAAAAUCCAGUCUGAUAGUGUAUAAAAUUUCAGUUAAAAUUCAUUGAUAAAUUAGUUCGCGUAUCGUUCGGUUAGUUCCGUAGGUUAAGUCGAAGAGUUAUUUAAUUCUCAAGAGUUGGCAUCACUGUUCAGCGAAUGCAGCGGUCAUCGAGUAGCUGUAAUGUUAAUGUUUUAUGCUGACUGAAAUUUCUUUGUGUAUUAAAUUAAGUGUAUUUUGAAGUGCCUCAUUUUAAUUGAAAAAUACUGUGAUAAAUCCGAAAUGAGAGUGAAAUAAUCAAUUACAUCUGCCUUGAAACUGUUCAAGAUCUGUGAUAUGUAUUAGGCGAGCUAAGCUGACUAAAAAGUUAUAAAAUAUGGAAAUUUUUAGGAUAGCGUGCCUUUGUAUAUUUCUUUAUUCUGCCAGAGCCCAGUUGACCUCAGAUAAGUUUUCUACCAAUAGAAGUUAUGAUAACCAUAAACCUACAUUCACGAAAUGUGCCGAAUACAAUCCCUCAGUGCCAGAAGAACAGAAGGACGCUUUCGUACUUCAGGUUGAAGCAACAGACGUCGAUCCACCGGAAAAUGGUGGCACCGUAACAUAUAAAAUCAUGCAGAAGGAGGGAGAGCGUGUGUACUUCACCAUUGAUAAUGUUACUGGCGUGAUCAAAAACGUGAACGCUUUUGAUCGUGACGAACCGUAUCGACAAAAAGAAGUAUACCUGAGUAUACAGGCCACUGACAAUGGCAGACCGCCUCUGGCAGACAUAUGUACCUUCAAAGUGACAAUAAGUGAUAUCAAUGACAAUGCACCAAGUUUCGACCAAGCAAGCUACCGUACUCAAGUAUCUGAAGAUCUCAAACCCAACAGCGAAGUAGUCAGAGUGUUCGCUUUUGAUUCAGACGAUGGUGAAAACUCCAGACUGACCUAUAGCUUCGCCAAGAACAAUCCUAAGUUUGCCGAAUAUUUCCGUAUAGACAGCAGCACUGGUGUGAUUUAUUUGAAGCAAUCUCUUAAAUCUAAUCAGGGAAUGAAAUUCGUUGAAACAAUUGCUGUGAGCGACAACGGUGAUGAACCUAAAAACAACUAUGCCGAUCUGUCCAUUGUUGUUGUCGGAUCAGACAAGCAGUCGCCAAAAAUCACUGCCGAUAAACCUUCCAUUUCUCUCAAUGAAGAUUUCAAUUCCUACGAGAGCACUUUGAUCACGUUAGAAGCUGACUCAAAUAUAAGGGAUAAGAGUGUUGUCUUCGAGUUGAUGAAAGGUAAAACGCGACAAACAAACAUGGAUUCCACGUUCGUUCUUACACAGCAGGAUACGAAAGCUGAGAUAACACUAGGUAGACCGUUAGAUUACGAAACAGUACCUGACUACAGUUUAACAGUAAUUGUUAGAAAUAAAGAAGGACUAAGCACAUCCACAACGCUCAAAAUCAAUAUAAAAGAUGUAAAUGAUGAAAUGCCCACCUUCAUUGAUCUGUUGAAAGGUAGUGUGGUGGAAAAUGAUAUUGAGGGUGCGGUGGCUAUGCAGGUUAAAGCAGAUGAUAGAGACGGCACUAGUCCUAAUAACUUGGUCAAAUAUGAACUAUUAACUUAUACAGAUCUAUUUGAAAUCGAUGAAGAAACAGGUCACAUAAGAGCAAAGACUAAAUUUGAUAGGGAAAUCGAGAGUGUUUACCACGUCCAAGUGAGGGCAUAUGAUGGUGCUCCGAGUGCUCUGAAAAAAAAUUCAAGCGAGCCAAAUUCUGCUGUUCAAACAUUCCAAAUCAGUAUUGAAGAUAAGAACGAUAACGCUCCAGUAUUUCAACAGUCGCCAUACUUCGUUCACAAUAUAUCUGAGAGCUCUGAUACAGGCAGCAUCGUAGUUGAAGUACAAGCAGUAGAUAAAGAUACCGCUUCUUUGAUUACCUACAAAAUUGUUGAUGGGAAUGUUGAUGACGCAUUCGUGAUUGAAAAUACCACUGGCAGAAUCAAAGUGAAUAAAGAACUAGAUUUCGAAAAGGUUGAGAGUUACAAUUUGACCGUAAUGGCUCAUGAUGGCAUCUAUAAUGAUACAACAAAAGUUCUAAUCAAUAUUUUGAAUGAAAACGAUGAACCUCCCGUCUUCGAAAAGUUCGACUCGGAAAUUUAUAUCGUUGAAGAAAAGACUUACUCCGACUGCGUUCUCAGUUUGACUGCGUACGAUCCAGAUAUUAAAAAUCGUUCAGAAAAUCAAAGGAUCAGCUAUGAAGUACAGAAAGAUUUUCUUAAAAUUGACUCUAAUGGUUGCUUGACCAUUAUCAAGCCUUUGGAUAGGGAUUUACCAAAUGGAACUCCUAAGGUUCAGGCUUAUGUUAUUGCUUAUGACAGUUUUGGUCCAACACCACUGAAAACUUUCGCUGAAGUUAAUUUUCAUUUGACGGACAUUAAUGACAAUGCGCCUUUCUUGAAUGUGACAGAGGUGGUUUGGUACGAAAAUAGUUCACCGAACCUUAUUACAGUUCUCACUGCAGAUGAUUAUGACAGUGAGAAGAAUGGACCUCCGUUUUCUUUCUUAUUAGAUGAUUCUGCAGAGCAAAUUAUAAAAGAUAGGUUCGAAGUUGACAGCAGCGGUACUCUGUACGCCAAAGUUCAGUUUGACAGAGAAGAAAGAAAGUAUUACAAUUUACCAAUUGCAAUUACCGACCAUGGUUCACCACCAAGAACAGGCGUCAGCAAUCUGAGAGUUGUAAUUGGUGAUGAAAAUGACAAUCCCGCUCAGUCUGGCUCGAGUUCUAUCACAGUUUACAAAUAUGAAGAAUUGUCUGAGGAUAUAACAAUAGGAAGAGUGUAUGUCGAGGAUCCAGAUGACUGGGAUUUGCUGGACAAAGUGUUCCAGUUCAAAGUGGACAACCAAAAUUUCCAUUUGAAGUCUGAUGAUAAAGGAAUGCUGGUUAUGCAUAGCGACACUGAGGCUGGUCGUUAUUCGUUAGAAUUUUACGUUACCGAAGAUCAUCCACCUAACAUCAUCAACAACAGGGUAGAAGCUACAGUCGACGUCCUGGUUAAGGUGGUCCCGAAGGAAGCUGUUGUGAAAUCUGGCUCUAUCAGGAUCAAUGGGACCACUAUUGAUAAAUUGAUUGAAAGAGAUGCACAGAACCUCAACAAAUUGGACAUCCUGCAAAUGGAAAUUUCCAGAUUUGUUAAUGAGUCCUUGGAAAAUGUUGAUAUAUUUACUGUAUUGCAAUCCGGUCCUUACAUAGACAUCCGAUUUUCCGCCCAUGGCUCACCGUAUAUGGUUCCCGAUUAUUUGAACAACAAAAUAUCCGAAAACCAAAAAAAGUUGGAGAAGGAGCUGGGUUUCCACAUGCACUUAAUCGGUAUAAGCGAAUGCUUGGAUGAAGCCGCCUGCAACGGACUUUCUUGCUCGAAUGAGCUCAGCAUCAAGAGGGAACCGGCUGUCGUGUUCACCAACAAGACCUCCUUUGUCGGUGUGAAAGCAGUCGUGGAGAAAAUCUGCGAAUGUCGGACUCGAGUACCUGAUGGCUGCUACAACGGAACUCUUCUAGAUGGUGGAGCUUGCGAUUGUCCUGCUGGUAGCGACGGUCCCAACUGCGAAAUUCUAGCCAUAGGUUUCAGCGGGAACAGCUGGGCCAUGUAUCCUACAUUUGAUGCGUGUGCUACCCUGACGACCAUUUCGUUAACAAUUUUCCCACAGACCCCCAACGGUUUGAUAUUUUACACAGGACCUUCGACUUUGUCUCAAGCUGAAGCUUCCAGAGAUUUCCUAUCUCUUGAGUUGCGCGAUGGUUCGGUUGUAUUAAAACUAGACUUCGGACAUGGUCCCCUAGAGAUUGUUUCUAAGGGUGACAAGGAUCUCAACGAUGGUGCAUCUCACGAUAUAGAAAUCACGUUUGAUACUAAGGAAGUGCAGCUGACGGUGGAUAAAUGUGGCAGUAAUUGUCUCAAGUGGCAGAGUCUGCCAUCUCACAAAGGGUUGUUAAAUGUUAACGGUCCACUUCAAAUUGGCGGAAUGAAGAGAUAUUAUGGUGACGAAGAGUUCAGGAGGAUUUCCGAUCAAUUAGCUCCUACCAGUAAAGGGUUUAUCGGUUGUAUAAGAGACUUCAGAUAUAACGGUUUCUUGUACAACUUGGGGGAACCGUCAGAUCAUGGUCCUGCCAUUCAUAUUAAUUGUAAUUACAGUUUUGCAGAGGCUGUCGUCUUCGGGAUAGACUCGAAUUUUCUGGUAGCAGUUUUAGUUUGUGUAGCCCUCUUUAUAGUUCUUCUGUUGGCGGUGGUAGUAUAUAGAAGGAAACAAGACGACUGCAAUGAAAAGGAUAUCGAUGACACCAGGGCCACCAUCAUCAACUACGAAGAUGAAGGUGGUGGCGAAAGUGAUGCCAGUUUCGAUCUAUCAGUCCUGAGGCCGACCAAUCUGUACGAAAAACAACCAAUAAAGGAGAACUUCCAAAGUCAGGAAGUAUUGGCAGCUUUACCGGCGUUCUUGGAUAAUAAGAUAGAUAAUUGUGAUAAAGACCCUAACAACUUGACGUACGACGAUGUUCGUCACUAUGCAUAUGAGGGGGAUGGUAAUAGUGCAGGAUCCCUAUCUUCCCUGGCCUCUUGUACAGACGACGGUGACUUGAAAUUUAAUUAUUUGUCCAAUUUUGGCCCUCGUUUCCGUAAGCUGGCUGAUAUGUAUGGCAAUGACAACAGUGACGAUGACAGCCAAGAUGGCGGGGAAGAAUCUUGGUGUUAGAACGUUGCCUGAAUUUCAAGCUAGUACUUACUUAUUCCUUAGUUUUUGACCAAAGAUUAAAAACGAUUUUUGGAAGCACUGAGCUCGAAUUAAUUUAUUGUUUUAUUUUUGUUAUUUCGAUUUCUUUGAAAAGUCCUUAGUUGAUUUGGGGUACAAUAUACUGAAGUUUACUUUCAGGCAAGAGCUUAAUUCGUGCUUAUUUCAGUACAAUGUCAUGCAUUUAUUAUUAGCUGUAAUAUACCUAGUUUGUUUAUUAUACAAAAAAUUUAAAACUCUAUAGAAAACGUUUGUGCAGCUAACAUGGAGGUAUUUUUCUGAAUUCAUGUUACCAUUCAACGAUAGUUUCAGGUUUUCUAUAAAGUUCUAAGAAAUUAAACAUUCCUUUUGAACAAUGUGAUUUUUAAGGCAGCCAUAACUGAAUUUGUUUGAAAUUUAUUUAUUACUUCGAAGGUAUGUGAUCUCUAUGAAGAGCAUUUUAUUUAAAAACUCGUAGAGGUUCUUGAAAACGGAAGAUGUUGAAUCUUGUUGAUGGAUUUUACAGAUUUUUUUAUUUCGUAUUUAUCUUGGGUUGAAAAAGAACAAGUGAUGGAAUAUUAUCACUUGAAUCAGAUCAAUUUUGUAUCCAAAUCAAAAAGCAAGUGCCUUGAUAUCCAUAUAUAUAUAUAACUCUGUAGAGCCUAGAAUAGAGCUUAUUUGCCUUAGUACGUAUUGUGCUUCAAUUUUAUAUAUAUAUUUAUAUAUCACAUUCUAGAUAAAAAAAUUUUAAUUUGUUCCAAUAUUUUGCACUCUAUAUUCCUUUGAAUAUGUGGUGCUCAUUGCAAUGAAUAUGAUCAUUCCUCUUCUUUUAAAAAUUUAUAACGAUAUGACUGAGAUCCUUAAUGACUUAUUCGUAUUUUUCAUGAAUUUGUAAGAUAAAAUGAAUCAAAAUAAUGGUGCCUUUCCAUUCCAAUAUUUAGGAAUGACAUGAGAAUUUUUUAUAAUGAAAAAUACUUAAUUAUGAAAUAUAUUUAUUAUUCUUAAUUUUUGAUGAGCUUCUGACAUCGAUAUAUCUAUGUUUGCCUAUUUAUAUGAAGUGUUCCGCUUAAGUUAUUUCAUGAGAGAAACCUUUUCGAUUUCUGACUCCUUGCUCAUCGUGUAAUGCAAUAAUUUGUGCUCAUACCGUAAAUUUCAGUUUAUCGGGGGCAGGAAUUGAAAAGGGGUAAAAUUUAGUAUUUUUCCCUUCAUUUAGUAGUAAAAGAUCAGUUGAUUACAUUUAUUUUUUUUUAGGGUUGUUAAUUUUGAACUGAUUUUCGAGAUAGAUUUUAAGAUAAUUCAACGUCAGUAUUAAAUUCAAAGCAGCUUGUAACAUACAUUCUGACUUAUAAUAUUACAGUGCCAUAACCGUUCAAAUAAUUUAAAUCUUUUAAAAUUCGGUGGCACAUAGUUUUUUAACGGAUGGAGAGUUGAGGAAAAGUACUGGAUGUUUGAAACAUUAACUGCCAUGUGGAAAAUUUUUUUUCAUCAAUUUGCAGUGGUCCUACGAAUUGAGAGCAUUGAAAUUGGGCUCCUUUUUAUAUGAUAAUUUUGUAUAUUGCUUUUUUCUAUGUUAUAUAGUUGUUAAUUAUUUUCUGAAAUAUUACUGUAAAUAAAUCACCAACUUGCGCGAAAUAAAUCAUUUUCACCAA
Messenger RNA from Coccinella septempunctata (seven-spotted ladybird), 6459 nucleotides. It is a transcript of the gene shg, whose product is annotated as DE-cadherin. Gene Ontology annotation, molecular function: calcium ion binding; cadherin binding. The transcript has 14 exons. Gene Ontology annotation, cellular component: catenin complex; adherens junction; plasma membrane. The record is from RefSeq and is a predicted model, not a curated record. Lineage: Eukaryota; Metazoa; Arthropoda; Insecta; Coleoptera; Coccinellidae. Gene Ontology annotation, biological process: calcium-dependent cell-cell adhesion; cell morphogenesis; cell-cell junction assembly. Bases 458 to 4795 code for a protein of 1445 amino acids.